Aspergillus eucalypticola CBS 122712 is the source of this 2310-nucleotide messenger RNA. Its product is annotated as sulfatase family protein. Lineage: Eukaryota; Fungi; Ascomycota; Eurotiomycetes; Eurotiales; Aspergillaceae. The record is from RefSeq and is a predicted model, not a curated record. Gene Ontology annotation, biological process: phenol-containing compound metabolic process. The transcript has 5 exons. Bases 394 to 2139 code for a protein of 581 amino acids. Gene Ontology annotation, molecular function: glycosaminoglycan binding; arylsulfatase activity; N-acetylglucosamine-6-sulfatase activity.
GAUGCAUGGUGGAGCCAAAAGUAGACAGUAUUGCCGGAAUGACGGGGCCAGUUGGCCCGGAGGUCAUUGGCCGGCUGUGAUGCCAUCUGCCACUAAAUCCGAUCAUUGAUCCACCGCCCACGAGGCGCGACUUUGCUUUUGCGCUGCGUCCAGGUUCACACACACACUCUCUCUGUGCAGCUCCAGACUGACUAGUUUAUUCUACCUACUGGUCUGAUCGGCUCCAUCAGAGCUAUGGCGUUAUCCCGUGCCGUUGCUGCGCCAUCGCUAUCUUGAUCGCGAGCUCAAACUCACUUCUUGUUUUAAUAGUGUUCUUGGUGACUGAGUGUCGGUGAGUAACAACCACAUCGUGCAGAGGGAAAUUCAUCCAGAAAUUGGAUUGUUGCUCCUGCCAUGAUGUUCUUGCCGGCUUUGUUGGCCCUGCUCGUCGGAUGCGACGCCCUCGCUGUACAGCAGCAGGUAUUGCUGGAUGAUGAGCCGUCGGUCUCUGCGCGCAAGCCCAACUUCCUCUUCAUCCUCACGGAUGAUCAGGACCUGCGGAUGAAUAGCCCGGCGUAUAUGCCGUAUACGCAGGCGAGAAUCAAGGAGAAGGGUACCGAGUUCUUGAAUCAUUUCGUCACUACUGCGCUUUGCUGUCCGUCGCGCGUGAGUCUUUGGACGGGAAGACAGGCUCAUAAUACUAAUGUGACGGAUGUGAACCCGCCUUAUGGCGGAUACCCCAAAUUUGUCGCCCAAGGCUUCAACGAAAACUUCCUCCCUGUUUGGCUGCAGUCCGCCGGUUACAAUACCUUCUACACGGGGAAACUGUUCAACUCGCACAGCGUCGCUACCUAUAACGCACCGUUUGUGAACGGCUUCAAUGGCUCCGAUUUCCUUCUUGACCCCCACACCUAUUCUUACUGGAACGCGACGUACCAGCGAAACCAUGAGCCUCCGCAGAGCUACGAGGGACAAUACACAACAGAUGUUAUGAGGGAGAAGGCAUCGGGGCUGUUGGCAGAUGCGCUGGAAACUGACGCGCCGUUCUUCCUGACGGUCGCGCCGAUCGCGCCGCACACGAACAUCGAUGUGGAAGGACUGAGUGGCUCUGGUGGUCCGAAAAUGACGGAGCCGCUGCCUGCACCGAGACAUGCGCAUUUGUUUGCUGAUGCGAAGGUGCCGCGGACGCCUAACUUCAAUCCGGACAAGGAUUCCGGUGCGGGGUGGAUCCAAACCAUGGAACUUCAGAACCAGACCGUCAUCGACUACGAAGACCAUCUUUAUCGCCAGCGCCUUCGCGCAUUGCAAGCUGUUGAUGAGAUGGUGGACUCGCUGAUCACUCAGCUGGAAGAAAGCGGGCAGAUCGACAAUACCUACAUCAUCUACAGCGCUGAUAACGGCUACCACAUUGGCCAUCAUCGUCUGCCUCCGGGCAAAACGACCGGCUAUGAGGAGGACAUUCGAGUCCCGUUCUACAUUCGCGGCCCUGGCAUUCCUGAAGGAAAGAGCGUUGACCGCGUAACCACACACAUUGAUAUCGCCCCCACACUGUUCGAGCUGGCUGGGGUUCCCUUGCGAGAGGACUUUGACGGGACUCCGAUGCCCGUAUCAACCAGCAAGAGGACCGAGUCAAUCCUGCACGAGCAUGUCACGGUUGAGUUUUGGGGCCAUGCCGUGCUUGAAGGCGAGUACGGCUCCAUCGGACCCGGAGGCUCCUCCAUGAUGGGAAACAACACCUACAAAUCCGCGAGAAUUCUCUCGGAGGAAUAUAACCUGUACUACUCCGUCUGGUGUGACGGCGACCACGAGCUGUACGAUCUCUCGACGGACCCCUACCAAAUGAACAACAUCUACGCCCAACAAGACUCUAUCAACCUCCUAAACAGACCUCUUUCCAGCGUGAUCGAUCGCAUCGACGCCCUCCUUCUCGUCUUGAAGUCCUGCAAGGGUAACACCUGCAUCCAGCCGUGGCGGGUCCUCCAUCCCGAUGGGUCUGUAGAGAGCCUCAAGGAUGCGCUGCAAGUGAAGUAUGAUUCCUUCUACACGAAUCAGCCGAAGGUGUCGUAUUCUGUGUGUGAACCAGGGUAUAUCAUUGCCGCUGAAGGUCCGCAGGUGGGAUUUCAGUAUAGAGAUGGACUGAGUUGGGAGGCGUGGACUUGAUGAUACGACGGAGUAUAGAUAUGAGUUAUGAGCGAUAUUGUUAUGUAUAUAUUUAGAUGGGUUAUUUGUAUACCAUGAUGAAAAUCACAGAGUCAUGAAAAUGAAUGCAUGACAUGGGACGAGUGUAGAUCACGAUAGUCAGUCAGUCUUAGUAGGCGAAAUGGGCGGAUG